AUGGAAUUCUUUCUCCAGCUUGCGGCCGAGAGGUCUGUCGUCCGUGAGUCUAUCAAGGGUGUAAUAUGGACCAUUUUCUUCCAUCGACUCUUCGGCCCCAUAACUCCAGUGACAAACGAAUUCCUCAACACCACGUAUCCAAUGGCAGCGAACUUGCCAGACUUGGAUUCCUUAAUAGACGAGAAGAUCAGCAGACUCAUUCGACAGUUUGAUUCGGUGAACGCCAAAACAGGACGCAUAGUUAUCAAAUUCCUAGAUAAGAAUAAGUCGAAGUCAAAGAAAAAGACCGGCUGGUUUGCUAAAGCAGACAGUCCUGAAGACGAAGUCAAGGUGUGGGAAGUAUGGAUAUUAACAGUAACGUGCAUUCCGCUAGAGGAACCGAGAGAUAGCAAUACCAGUAACAGCAGCAACAGCAACAACAGCAAUAGCAAUAACAACAAUACUAGCAACAAUACUAUCGAGAUUUCCAUCCGGAGUUUCGACGAAAACCUCAAUAAGAUUAUAGAUAUCGCUGAUACCCACAAAGACCACAUUCCGCCCAUCAUGACGUUGGAUAGCUCUCCGUUCCCAUAUGUAAUUGAAGUAGGGCAACCCACCAGCAAAGAAGGUGAAGAGCACGAUGAGAGCUGGGGUGAAUAUAUCAAAAAAAUGCUGACUCGGUUCAAUGAGAUAUGA
Scheffersomyces stipitis CBS 6054 is the source of this 675-nucleotide messenger RNA. RefSeq lists its product as uncharacterized. The transcript is spliced from 3 exons. Gene Ontology annotation, biological process: autophagy; autophagosome assembly. Gene Ontology annotation, cellular component: phagophore assembly site. NCBI's taxonomy places the organism in Eukaryota, Fungi, Ascomycota, Pichiomycetes, Serinales, Debaryomycetaceae. The coding region runs from base 1 to 675 and encodes 224 amino acids. The record is from RefSeq and is a predicted model, not a curated record.